AUGAGAGGUAGCUAUUUAAUUGGUGAUAAAACCUUAGCUGCAUUGUAUGAUAUCGGAGCUUUGCAUUCAUUUAUUUCGUUUGCUAAAGUAGGGGAGUUAGGCUUGAAAGUGUCAGAAUUAGCAUUUGAAUUGCAUGUACAUACUCCAUAUCAGAUGGUUAUGACUAGGUUAGAUUGUAGACAAGUAGGUUUUAAGUUUGAGGGUAGAGACUUUGUACAUGACUUGAUUUGUUUACCAAUGGUUGGGUUGGAGAUGAUUUUGGAAUUUGAUUCGUUGUCGAAGAAUUGGGUUUUAUUAGAUUGCUUUGAGCGAUCAAUUCAGUUAAAGCUGGAAGGAGAAAAUGGAGCAGUAGUAGCUGAGGGUUAUUAUCUGAACUCUGUGAGGGUGCACUGUAGUAGGGAAGAGUGUCAGGGUUACAUACUGUUAGUUGCAAAUGCGUUAGGUGGUAAUCAGAAGCUAGAUCGAAUCUUGGUAGUUAGAGACUUUCUAGACAUGUUUUUGGAAGAUAUUUCUGAGUUUCCACCUCAAAGAAUGAUUGAAUUUGCGAUUGAAUUGGUGCCGAGAGCCGGACCAGUGUUGAUUGCGCCAUAUAGAAUAGCUCUGAUAGAGCUGGUUGAACUAAAGACUCAGUUGGAAGAGCUUCUGAAUAAGAGGUUCAUUUGA
Molecule: messenger RNA, 663 nt
Organism: Arachis duranensis
Lineage: Eukaryota; Viridiplantae; Streptophyta; Magnoliopsida; Fabales; Fabaceae
Exons: 1
Coding region: 1-663 (220 amino acids)
Source: RefSeq, a predicted model, not a curated record